Messenger RNA from Planococcus citri (citrus mealybug), 855 nucleotides. Its product is annotated as pre-rRNA-processing protein TSR2 homolog. The record is from RefSeq and is a predicted model, not a curated record. Lineage: Eukaryota; Metazoa; Arthropoda; Insecta; Hemiptera; Pseudococcidae. The coding region runs from base 241 to 738 and encodes 165 amino acids. Gene Ontology annotation, cellular component: nucleus. The transcript has 4 exons. Gene Ontology annotation, biological process: maturation of SSU-rRNA from tricistronic rRNA transcript (SSU-rRNA, 5.8S rRNA, LSU-rRNA).
CGUCAAACUUCGUGUGGUUUGUGUGGUUCAAAACUUCAAAAGCUAAAUUUUUGAACCGUUCAGUGGUCUUGUACGAUGAGAAAUUUUCAAAAAAAUCUAAAUAAUCUUCUCAAAUAUUUAAUCUGCUUAUUUAUUACAUAAAGUUGAAAUCCAGCUUUCGAAACUAUUGGUCUCAAGCUAAGCGGUGUUUAUGGUUCGUGGAUAUUUAUACCGAUUUACUGUUAUCACUCGUACAUCAUCAUGGCAAGUAAUGAAUUCUGCGAUUGUGUGAUUUCCGUGUUCGGUAACUGGUCUGCUUUACAACUGGCAGUUGAUCAUGGCAUGGGAGGUUCUCCUCAAGAAACUCACAAGAAGGUUUCCGACAUGGCUAACAGUAUCGCAACGUUGUGUUUUUCCAAAAAUGUUACCGAUGGAGUAGAUAUAGCGUCAGAACUAGAAGAUCUGAUGGAUGAUAAUUUUGAUACCCUUUUAGAAGAUGGAUCAGCCGACGAAGUUGGACAGUUAUUAUGGGAUUUAUCUAGACAAUGGUUAUCAGGCGAUAAAGACGGAGUUAAUAGCUAUAUUGCUAGUUUAAAGAAAGACGUCCUUAAAAAUCACGUGAAAAGCGAAGUAAAUCCAGAAGUCACCGAGGAAAUGGAUGUGGUUGAAGAUGCAGGGAGUAGUUCUAAUGUUCCUUCGAAUCAACCAGAUCCAGAUGGUUGGGUUGUUGUUAAAAAAACAAGAGGCCAGCGUCAUUAGUUUACGUCUCGGAAGACAUCAUGUUCUUCAAAUUACUUAUAAAGUGUAUUUAUAACCCUUAAGUAUGAGUAAUUUUGUCCAUCCUUGAAAGACACACAAAGAAAAGAUCAUACAAUU